This is a messenger RNA of Orussus abietinus, 1229 nucleotides long. Its product is annotated as UPF0449 protein C19orf25 homolog. Lineage: Eukaryota; Metazoa; Arthropoda; Insecta; Hymenoptera; Orussidae. The record is from RefSeq and is a predicted model, not a curated record. The coding region runs from base 291 to 632 and encodes 113 amino acids. The transcript has 2 exons.
UAGGGGCUCGCGCACAUGACAAAGUCAUCUGUUGAAUAAUUCGGUUAACUUUAAACGAAGUUGACUUCGGACAUUUUCGAACGUAACUUCACUUUGCUCUAUCUUAACCGAUUUCUCUAGAGGUGCUUUUAUUUACCGGUCAGUGUAUUGGCGCGCAUGAACUCGACAAUUGAGACCAAGGUUAUGUUACCUUUAAUUGCUUUAUAGUGUUGUCAUUUGGGAUAAAUCGUAUGGUAAAGGUGUUUGUGAAGUAAACUCAAAGUGUUUCGGUUGCUCGUUAUUGAGAAAAAAUGUUUGGGAGUAAAAAAAAUAAUUUACCGCCGACACCUCGCCCACCCACUUCGCAGCAAAUAUUGGAAGAUUUACUCGAUACCGCUUUAGACGAUGUAGCAUUUACUGCAAUAAGUAAAGAUGACCAUCGCAAGAGUUUACAUUUUCCAAUGGAUUCCAACGAUCCCGAAGAGGUUUAUACGAGAGGAAAAUCUUGUCUCGAACUUGUGCAGAAUAUGAAAACUUUAGAUCACGAGUUGCAACAAGAAGUGAACAAUUUACAAUCCAUAAGAGAAGAGAUGAAAAUAUUGGCACAGGAUAUAAGGAAGCAAGCACAAGAUGCUUUAGAAAAGCGAUACUGAUUUUCAUCCAAUGUAUGUAUUUUUUCAUGUAUUCGGUUUAUUAGGUUCCACAACAGGUAACACGUGCCUACAUUUUUUUUUAUUAAGUCUAAGACGAUGGUUAAUGUUUGUGUAUAUACCCUGAGAGAAAAGACAUAGUUUUAAACCAAUAUGUUAUAUAUUAUAUAUAAUCUUAAAUAUCAAACAAAUUUCAUAGUUGAUGUUUCGGUUUAUUCUGUCUUGUAGUAGCUAGUAAAUUGGUUGUUAAUUUAUGGGGACAAAAUGGAAAAAGGAUGGAACUAUAAAAGUAUCGGUAAAAGUGUAAAGGUAGAUCAAUUAUAUUUUUCUAGUAAGUAUAGUAAUAUACGUCUAUUCUGCAUUAAAGGCACAUUUCAUUUUGUACAACUUGUAAAAGUAUAGGACUGGUAGUCUUCUUUUAAAGAUACCAUAAAAUCCGUCGUAAGCAUUUGUACACAUAAAAGAAACGUCACAUAUAUCUAUUAUAAAAUGCUGAUAUGCACGAUUCUUGGAAUGCAUUAUUAUAAAUUCCAAUUAGUUGACAUAUACGUAUCCAUGCAUGUACAGUCCUUAACAAGUAAUAUACUUUCAAAAUAUUAA